UCAAAUUAUUACAAUAGUUUAUUAUAGUGUUGUUAUUAGUAUAAUUAUUAGUAUUAGUAUUUUCCUCUCAUUAUCUGAAUUAAUACAAAAGAAGAUACAUGGCACAUGUUGCAUACUCUGGUACAGGAGGUGGCGGUAUGCACCUUUGAAGUCAUGGUUGCAACCCGCCAUUAAGCCAAAAGAAGAAGAAGAAGAAGAAGAAGAAACAGGACGGCGAAGAAGAAAAGGAGGAGGAGGAAGAAGAAGAAGAAGAGGGUUUUUAUUUGCAUGUGUCUGACGAGCUAGACGAGGUUGGAAGGACGUGUCAGUAAAUGCAGGCAAUAGUUGCAACAUGGCUUACCAGACAUUUCAACAAGAAUAUCUACAGAUUCCACUUGUGACGAGAGCUUAUACGACCGCAUGUGUCCUCACUACUGCUGCCGUGCAACUAGAGAUCAUCACACCUUUUCAACUUUACUUCAAUCCAGAUUUGAUCCUAAGGAAUUACCAGGUAUGGCGGCUAAUAACAAACUUCCUAUUUUUUGGUCCGGUGGGCUUCAAUUUCCUCUUCAAUAUGAUUUUUUUAUACAGAUACUGUCGUAUGUUGGAGGAGGGCUCUUUCAGAGGGCGUACAGGUGACUUUGUCUUCAUGUUUAUCUUUGGUGGAUUCCUGAUGACUAUAUUUGGAGUAUUUGUGAGUCUGGUGUUCCUGGGUCAGGCGUUCACCAUCAUGUUGGUGUACGUGUGGAGCCGACGAAAUCCAAAUGUUCGUAUGAAUUUCUUCGGCCUUUUGAAUUUCCAGGCACCCUUCCUGCCCUGGGUGCUGAUGGGAUUUUCACUUCUGCUGGGCAAUUCCAUCAUCGUUGAUCUUUUAGGUAUCGCCGUCGGUCACGUGUACUUCUUCUUGGAAGACGUCUUCCCCAACCAGCCAGGUGGUGGGAGGUGGCUCAAGACUCCAUCCAUUUUAAAAAUGCUGUUCGACACACCUGACCACGAUGCCAACUACAACCCGUUGCCAGAGGAUCGUCCAGGAGGGUUUGCUUGGGGGGACGGACAGCAACUUGGAGGCUAAAUCCGCUCUUGGAAUAAUGCGCUGAGCUCUUCCAAAGAUGUUCCACCAGAGUGAUGAGGCGCAGUGACAUGAUUUUUAUUCCUGAGUGGACGAGUCAAAACAAGUAGAACUCACCUGGAGAAAAUCUUUAUAUUAUAUUUUGGUUUGGUUUUGUUGUGGUGGACUGAAAUUACUGACAAACUAUCUGCAGCCAUUCUUUCCGAGCCUCAAAAGUUUACUUUUGCUCUGAUGAACUUUCUGGAGAAUCAUAUGACCUUCUUUUGAAAUGUGUCAACAAUUAUUCAUACUUUGACCGUAAAAUGGAUUAAAAAGCUUCACAGUUUUCUAAGUCUCUGAACUGUCAGUAAAUUCACAGCUUUUGGUUGAAUGUUGGAUAUGCUCACCUGUGUUGUGUUGCAUGCUUUGAUUGGACCACACUGAACAAGACUGUAUGUACCGAACCUGUUUACGCCUUUUCUACAUACUAAAGACAUCCAAACUCUGGAAUGAUGUCAAUUUUAAGACGCAUUUACAGUAGAACCUCGGUUAGUGUCAUUAAUUCCUUUCCGAAGGUCUGACUCUAACUGAAACUAACGCUAACCGAAUCAGUUUCUCCCGUAAGAAAUAAUGUAAACCCAAAUACCGGUACCGCAAUGUGUUUCGGAAAGCCAAAAAGCCAAAUACUCUGUGUAAUUUGCUCCACCACCGGCUGUCCUCCAGGUAUGCCUCCCACCAAGCCCACUCCGCUAGGAUUAACACUCCCUCCGCUCGCUGCAUGCACACUCUACAGUUUAAUGCUACACAGACAACCGCUUUUGUCCGAUUACGUGCACAAAAUAAACACAGGACACAGAUAAAUUGUUACUUACAGGUUGCUCUUCUGUCUCUUCAACGCAACCCAGUAACAUUGGAAAGGUGUCGGACUUCAGCAGUUUGGCGGAUAGGCCAGCUUCCUAUUGGCCCAUGUUCACAAAACAGUCAGUGAAAAAGCAUGGGAUCAGCAUAUGUCAAUAAAUGCCUUUCAACGGCCGUCACAAAAGCCAAGCACCUCUGGGUCGUACUAUUGCAGCCUGUAGUGUUUAUCUCCCGCCCACGUUCCUUCACCUCCACUCGACGGGGUAGCACGUUAAAAAGCUUUAUUUAAUACGCCAUUUGAGUAUGGUGAGUUUUCGAGGCUCACGCUGUGAUCAGUCAAACGGCAGCCAAUGUAGCCAAAACAUGGACAUUCAUCCGUAUGUGCGUGACAGACGUCAAAUAACCCGAAAAAUCAUUGAAUUCAUCGGACUAGAUGACCAGCCUCUCAGCAGUGGAAGACACCGUGUCCUCUGACUGCAUGAUACCUGGAAGUCCUGCUAGAAUGCCCCUCAAAACUGUGUACUCUCACAUCCGAAGUCUGCUUAAAGAAGGUGUCUCAUCCUCUUAAGUUUCACCAGUGAUAUAUGUUCUCUUGAAAAACUAAGUCAAAUACGUUUUUGUCUAAAUGAAGGUGAUUUUAUGGUUCCCCUUUUUCGUAUCAUAGUCAAUAGCAGGCGUGCAACCCCCCCCCCCCCUCCCCCCCCCCUUGUUAUACUGCCCCCUGGCAGUCAAGACCUUGAAAUUGUCCUAACUUUUCCCUUUUAAAUGGCACAACUGGCCAAUAGCUCUCAUCAUAAAUAAAUGUAAAAUUGACACUUAAUCUUUGUGAUCAGUAUCGUAUGACGGAAGAUUAGGGCCGCAUUGAAAAAAAACUAAAUACGAGAAAAAAGUUGUCAAUUUAUGAGAAUAAAGUCGGGAAAAAAAAAUCUCGUAAAUUUACGACUGGAUUC
Molecule: messenger RNA, 2835 nt
Organism: Dunckerocampus dactyliophorus (ringed pipefish)
Lineage: Eukaryota; Metazoa; Chordata; Actinopteri; Syngnathiformes; Syngnathidae
Gene: derl2
Product: derlin 2
Exons: 7
Coding region: 332-1051 (239 amino acids)
Biological process (GO): endoplasmic reticulum unfolded protein response
Cellular component (GO): Hrd1p ubiquitin ligase ERAD-L complex; endoplasmic reticulum membrane
Molecular function (GO): misfolded protein binding; ubiquitin-specific protease binding
Source: RefSeq, a predicted model, not a curated record